Lathyrus sativus (Indian pea) is the source of this 1137-nucleotide messenger RNA. Lineage: Eukaryota; Viridiplantae; Streptophyta; Magnoliopsida; Fabales; Fabaceae. The record is from the annotation of a GenBank genome assembly.
AUGCAAGAGCCUCUCCUGGAAACACAUUCACCAAGUAUAACAUUACUCAAGCAACAAUCUUUCAAUGAUCUUGCUCCAUCCCCAUCAUUUCAUCAAUCAUCUUCUAAUAUCAUCAAUGAAGCCAGACACCCUUCUUUUAUUAACCUCAUAGCCAACUUGAGCAUCGCGAAAACGAAGAUCAUUCACCGCUCUCGUUCUGCUCCGUCGAUUUUAUUCACUGACAAGAAGGUAGAUUUUCACGAGCCCUUUGAAAACAGACCUGCGUAUAAGUCGUCGACUUUACUCGUGUGGCUGUGUUUAGUUAUCGUUUUAUUGUAUUUGGCUGUUGGUGUAACGGUGUACAUGAUAAGCGGGAGUUUCAAGGGAACUACUACAUUUAGGCCUGUAGAUGCUGUGUAUUUUACAGUGGUAACUCUGUCCACUAUUGGAUACGGAGAUAUUGUUCCAGAUACCAUAUUUACGAAGAUGUUUACAUGUGGUUUCAUUUUGGUUGGUUUUGGAUUCAUCGGUUUUAUGCUUAAUGAGUUAGUUGUGUACAUUUGUGAUACACACGAGGCGUUCUUAUUGAGCAUGAUGGAUGAGAAUAGAUACAAGAAAAUUCUGACGACUUACAUGGUUGAUGAAGAGAAAGGAAGAAUGAGGAUAAGAACCAAAGUUUGUGUUGCUUCGAUUGUUGUUAUCGUCUGCAUUGCUAUUGGAACGAUUACAGCGCACUUUGUAGAGGAUCUGAAUUGGGCUGACAGUUUUUAUCUUUCAAUUACUUCUGUCACAACGGUUGGUUAUGGAGAUUUUUCUUUCAAAACUUUAGCUGGAAGAUGUUUCGCGAUUCUGUGGCUUUUGGUAAGCACGUUGGCAGUUGCGAGGGCGUUUUUGUACCUUGCUGAUUAUAGUCUGCAAAAGAGAAGCCGCGACAUGGCGAAAAGGGUUCUUCAGAAGAAGAUAACUUUGUCGGAUUUAGCAGCUGCAGAUCUUGAUAAUGAUGGAUCAAUCAGUAAAUCAGACUUUGUCAUAUACAAGCUUAAGCAAAUGGGGAAGAUUACUGAGAUAGACAUUCUACAAAUCAGCAAACAAUUUGAUUCCUUGGACCAUGGCAUAUACGGCAAGAUCACCCUAGCUGAUCUCAUGGAAACUGUGUAA